AUGCGAACUUAUACAAAGUUUGGUGGCAGCAAGCGAAAGUCGUUUACAGUAUUCAAGUUCACAGCCCUCCAGUUCUCUGGUCGAUCCAACAGCGCUUCUUCGUCGAAUAACAACAAUACUUGUUACUCUGUCAAAAAGACCCCUGAUACAUGCGAUGAAAAUUUGGCCAAAAGUCACUCCUCAUAUUGUUCAGGUCGCUUUUUAGCUUUAUUCUAG
Messenger RNA from Gongylonema pulchrum, 216 nucleotides. NCBI's taxonomy places the organism in Eukaryota, Metazoa, Nematoda, Chromadorea, Rhabditida, Gongylonematidae. The record is from the annotation of a GenBank genome assembly.